UUGAGCCGGCGCUUGGCAAGUCAGCCACAUCAGAUUGAUAGUGGUCUAGAUAUAGGGAAAUGGGGUUGCUAUAGCAGAAAACAACUUCAGAUGGUGAUGGAUGCUGGAGAAAGAGACGGAGAUGGCGAAGACGGAGGAUUUGAGAAGUUCGGGGAAGAUAACGGAACGAAAUCGCCCGCCUGUUUGGUUGAUAAAAUGGUGAAUAUGAUCGAAUACGUUUCUCGAUUUGGGGAUUAUCGGAGAACCCAAAAGAAAGAGUGUUACAAUAUGGUUAGGCGGUUGAAGGUUUUCUUGCCUUUAUUCGAUGAAAUUCGGCACCUCGGUUCCCCGAUCAGCCCGAAUGGUGUGGCUUCUUUGUCUAAGUUGAAGAAAGCGAUUCGUUUGGCGGUGAAGCUGUUGAAAACUUGCAACGAGGGUAGCAAGAUUUACCUGACAUUCAAGAGUGAGGCCGUAACGAUCAAAUUCCACACUGUUUACGGAAAGUUGACUCAAGCUUUGGAAGAGUUGCCUUAUGAUGAACUUCAGGUAUCUGACGAAGUGAGGGAACAGAUUCAGCUGAUGCUGACACAAUUAGCCCGAGCCAAAAAGAGAGCAGAUACACAAGAUAUGGAGCUUGCUGUAGAUCUGAUGGCGGUUUCCUCAAAAACUGACGAAAGGAAUGCUGAUAUAGCCAUAGUAGAAAGGCUGGCCAAAAAGCUAGAGCUACAUACCGUUGAGGACUUGAAGAUAGAAACCGUAGCUGUACAGAAACUUGCUAAAGAGAGAGGCGGCAUUUCAGAGUCUACACAGCAGCAAAUUAUACGACUUCUCAACAAAUUCAAGCACUUUGUAGGCAUGGAAAUUACCAAUGUUCUUGAUGAUCCUUCCAUUCAUCAAAUACCGGGGAAAUCCCAAUCUUUGGUCAUCCCUCAUGAGUUCCUCUGUCCUAUCACACUUGAAAUAAUGAGAGAUCCUGUUAUUGUUGCCAGUGGACAGACAUUUGAAAGGGAAAGCAUCCAGAAGUGGUUUGAUUCUAACCAUCGAACUUGUCCAAAGACCAGGCAGACUCUAGCUCACUUGUCAGUGGCACCAAAUUAUGCCCUCAAGAGCCUUAUAACGCAAUGGUGUGAGAAGAACAAUAUUCAUCUCCCCGAGAAAGAGGAUCAUCCAUCUUCCAAGAGAUUCUUGGUUGAUCACAAAGACGAAAUGGCUUGUCUGGUUAACGAACUAUCUUCCAGUCAAUUAGAAGUGCAGAGAAUGGCCGUGAAGAAUAUCCGUAUGCUUUCCAAGGAGAAUCCAGAGGCCAGAGUUUUGAUAACCAAAAAUGGAGCAAUACCACAGUUAGUGCAUCUGUUGUCCUAUCCGGAUUCUAAGAUCCAAGAGCAUGUGGUUACAGCUUUAUUGAAUUUAUCCAUUGACGAGUCUAACAAGAGGCUCAUAACCGAUGAACGCGCCAUACCCCCGAUAAUAGAAGUCUUGCAAAAGGGAAGUAUGGAGACGAGAGAGAAUUCGGCAGCCGCUUUAUUUAGCUUGUCGAUGCUUGACGAGAACAAAGUGACGAUAGCUCUCGAAGAUGGCAUUCCCCCGCUUGUGGAUUUGUUGCAGAACGGCACGAUUAGAGGUAAAAGGGAUGCUGUCACUGCACUGUUCAGCUUAUCUCUCAACCACUUAAAUAAGGUAAGGGCUAUUGAAGCUGGCAUUGUCCCACCAUUACUGGAGUUACUCGAGGACAAGAACCAAGGCAUGGUUGAUGAGGCUCUCUCCAUCUUAUUACUUCUUGCAAUUUUCCCGGAGGGGAGACACGAGAUCGGACAGCUCUCGUUCAUCGAAACUCUUGUCGACUUCAUAAAAAACGGAACCCCUAAGAACAAGGAGUGUGCAACCUCGGUUCUUCUCGAGUUGAGUUCGAAUAAUUCAUCUCACAUCCUUGCAGCCCUUCAGUUUGGGGUAUAUGAGCAUUUAGUUAAGAUCAAGCAGAGUGGAACAAAUAGAGCUCAGAGAAAAGCAACUUCUCUUUUACAGCUUAUGAUCAGCAAGUGUGAACAAAUUCCAUAAAUCUUGUCAACUAUAUAUAUA
Messenger RNA from Hibiscus syriacus, 2055 nucleotides. RefSeq names its product U-box domain-containing protein 15-like. Bases 91 to 2034 code for a protein of 647 amino acids. Gene Ontology annotation, biological process: cell surface receptor signaling pathway; protein ubiquitination. The transcript is spliced from 4 exons. Gene Ontology annotation, cellular component: cytoplasm; nucleus. NCBI's taxonomy places the organism in Eukaryota, Viridiplantae, Streptophyta, Magnoliopsida, Malvales, Malvaceae. Gene Ontology annotation, molecular function: protein binding; ubiquitin-protein transferase activity. The record is from RefSeq and is a predicted model, not a curated record.